AAAAAUAUUAGGAAAAUGGAAGAAGGUGAUGGUGGUAGUGUUUUGUUUACCUUAAUGGCGGCGGCGAGGGUGAAGGGAACUGUGCAGCAGCCUUCCCUAGCCAUGGAUAUUCCCGUGACGCAGCUGCCCCCGGGGGAUCCAAGACUGGUGGAAGCAAUAGUGAGCCAGCUGAAGUCAAAGGGAAUAUUUGACCAGUUCAGAAAGGAGUGUUUGGCGGACGUGGACACCAAGCCAGCCUUUCAAAACUUGCGACAGAGAGUGGAAGGACAUGUAAACAAAUUUCUGGAGAAGAUAGUCUGGAAGAAUGACAUCAAUAAGAACCAGCUAAGAGAUGGUGUGCGGAAACAUGUCAACAGCUUGGGCAUUUUGGACUCUGGUAUUGAUGCCAUCAUCACUCAAGUUGUCAACCCAAAGAUCAAGCCUCUCAUUCUUCCCUAUGUUGAAGACACUGUGUAUUCUUUCCUUCAGAUUGACAAACCUAAGAGAGAGCGACAAGACUCAGUCACAAAUGUCCCAGAGGAAUCUCCUGUUGUGCCGGUCAGCACUGCCCCAGAAAUCAAGCCCAGCCUUCUGCCCAUGGAAACGGAUGUGAUUUCUUCAGAAGAGGAUGAUAUCUUAGCUCGGGAAUCCCCUGAAAGUGAACAUAAAUCCUCUCCAAACUCACAUGCAGAUUUCAUGGAGCCUGACAAUGAAAAUGCUCAAGAUGGCUUUGAAUCUUUCCCAUCAGCUGAAGAUGAAAACAACACAGACACUGUUGCCUCACAUGUACAGAAGCUUUCACUUUCAGACAAUACAGAAGAGAACAAAUCUGGACCAGUUGCUAAGCCUCCAUUACCACUGUUUGAUGAUCAGUCUCUAGAUAGCAUCUCUUCUAAUUCUUCUGGUCUUACCUUUUCAACCCUGUCUGGAAAAGGUUCACCUGGAAGCAGAAAGUCCCUUGAUCUCGCAGAAAAAGAUGACAGUGCUAAAUUACAAGAGCCAAGAUCUGCUACAUCAACACCAUUGGUUGAUGAGAAACCAAUGGAAGAAGAAGUGUCUCAGUCUUCUAUGGAUUCUGAACCACUGAAAGAAUUUCCUGUCACAGCCUCAGAACCAAAGUCCGUGGAAUCUCACUCUCCAAGCCUUGAUGCUCCUGCCAUGUCCACCCCAUCACAUUCCAGCAUUGGAGCAGAGAAAGAUGAUCAAACUGUCGUGUCAGGUGCAAGCCUUAUAAGUCAAGAUGAUGAUUCACAAGGAAGCAGAGGCUCAACUUCAAAGAAUAGUGUUUCAUCUUAUAAAUCUGAAUCGGAAGAGAAAGCGAAAUCUGAAAAAUCUGAAGGAGAACUAUCAACCUCAAGUUCAGAGAUGAGUGACACAGAUAACAAAGGGAAGUCAGAACAAUCACAUAGUGAAGGAAAACACCAUUCAGACAGUUCUCAGAAAUCCAGCAAACACAAGAGUGAACACAGGAGUAAAUCAGACUCACAUAAAGAGCGAGAGAAAGAUAAAGAUAAAGAUUCAAAGCAUGGCAAAGAUAAAGAAAAGAAGCAUUCAAAGUCAAAGGAUGACCACCAUUCCCAUCGAGACAAGGACAAGAAGCACCACAGGAGGGACAGAGACCAUGAUGGGGACAAGGAACGCUCUCGAAGCCAUCACCACCAGUCCUCCUCCAGCUCCAGCAAAGACAGCUCAAGUUCAGGGAAGAGCUCCAAUGAGAAAGACAAAGACCGUUCAAGCCAUCACUCUGGAGAUAAGUCAACUGAGGGUAAGAGCAGGCGUGAAGGGGAAAAGGAAAGCAAGUCAAGCAGUCCUGUGGAAGCCAAAUCGGAAGGUAAUAGCAGUGAUACCAGUGUUACACCCAGUAAGCAUGAUGCUGAUAAGGUUGAUGGAAAGUCCAGCAGUAAAUCUGAAGGCAAAAGUGAAAAGAGUGAAGUCAAAUCCAGUAGCAAAAGUGAGAAGAGCAGCAAACACAGCAGCAGCAGCAAAUCAGAGAGUAAAACAGAGAAGCAUCACAGUAAGCCAAGUUCCAAAUCAGACAGCAAAUCCAGUAAGACAAGUAGUGACAAGACAGACAAGAAACAUGAUAACCACUCCAGCAAGCAUUCAUCUAAGCACAAAAAGCAUGAGGGUGAAAGGAGUCACUCUGAUAAGGAUAAACAUAGGAGUAGCAGCAAAGAUGACAAGAAAAAGAAAGAUGAGAAAGACAACAAAAAAGAAAAGGAUAAAUUGUUUCAACCAGAUCUGCUUUCAAGAGUUAAAGAAGACAAAGAAUCUAAACCUGAGAAGGAAGUCAAAGAAAAGAAACCUGACAAAGAAGGGAAGAAAGAUGCUGACACAAAAGAGGAGACUCGCAUCAAAGAAGAUCACAAAAGUAGUAAGGAAGAUAAGGAUAAGGAUAAGGCUGAUAAGGAAGACAAAGUUAAGAAAAUUGAAAAGGAAGAGAAGCAUAAGUUGAAAGAUGGAAAAGCCACUCCAAAAGAAGAGAAGAAACAGAAGAGUGUGAAAUUAGAUGAAAGCAACGACAAGAAAUCAAAAAGUCAAAAGGAAGUCAUUGUUAAGAAUAACGUAUCAUCUUCGAAGGAUUCUGAUACUAAGAAUGAUCCACUUGUACUGUUAAAUGAUGACAAGAACGUCAUGGUACUCAGCUACGAUGACGACGACGACGAUGAUGACAAACCACUGUCAAUGAAGAAAGAGAAACCAUCCAAAAAAACCCCAGCUUCUAAGAGUGACGCUGGAGACAAUGCCAAACCACUGUCAACAAAGAAAGAGAAACAAUCCAUGAAAAAGCCAGCUUCCAAGAGUGACGACGAGGAGCUACUGCCAAAGACGAAGAGGGAGAAAAAGGUUCUGAAAAAGGGAGGCAGUGUUAGCGAAGAUGAGUCACUUCUGAAGACGAAAAAAGAGAAAGAGGCGGCUACAGAGAAACAGAAUUGUAUUACUGAUGAUGGUAAUGAUGAUGAACCACCACGCAAGACCAGGAAUGGGAGAGGACUGAACAGGGUGAAUUAUGAUGAGAUAAGCGAUAGUGGCAAUGAUGACAACAAUAAUGAUGACGAUGAUGAUGAGCCACUUGCCAAGAACAAUAAAAAGGUAUUCAAAAAGAUCAGGUUUGAAGACAACAACAAUGAUGACAAUAGUGAUGAUGACAAUGAUGAUGUUGAUGAGAAACCAGUUAUUAAGAGAAAGAGAGGAAGGCCAGCUAAAAAGCACCUUGCAAAUAUGAACAAUGCCAAGAAGAUGGAGAAAAAGAAGCUAGUGGUGAAAAGUAUAAAGAAAAAUGCUGAAAAAGAUAUAGAGCCUGACUUUGAAGGAUUUGACAAUGUGGAACAGGACACAAGACUUUUUGAUUUCCUCUCAAGGACACAGCGAGUUCCUGAUGAGAUGGACAUGGAGUACAGUGAGUGGUUUGAUGACAGUGACUUGCGUAUCAUGGUUAGUGAAAGUGACAUACAGGAAAGGAUGGACUUCAGUGAGUUUCUGUCAUGUAUGCAUAAACUUGGAGCCAUUGUGAGAGAAUCUAGUGUAGAUACAGAGCAGGAAGGUGAGUCAGUCACUAAAGACUUUGAGCUUCCCAAGACCGAGGACAUCACGGAGAAGAAAACCAGCGUACCACUACGAGGAAAGCGUAGAAGAAUGUCAACAUCCAGCUCAACAUCUUCAAGUGCGAGUUCCUCUGGGUCUCCAAAACACAAGAAGGCAAAAAGUGGUCAUCAGCUGAUAGAGCAAGAUCCGGUGAUUGUCAGUGUUGCCCUCCUCACUCCUGAAGAUGAUGGUAAUAGGACGUCAAGUAGAGAUUAUGAAGUUGAUUAUAGCCAAAGGAUCAACACGUACAGUCCCCUGUCCCCUGCAAGUGAUUCCUCAGCAGAUGACGGAAAACCAAAAUUAACAGAUCCAAGUCCCAGAGAUGUGAGACCAGCACCAGCAGAUGACAGCAACCAGAAUAUUAAAAAUGCUGAAAUAUUCAAGCCAGUUAGUACUUGGAAUAAUGAAGAAGGAAAUCUUUCUGUGUAGUGUGUGUGUGUGUGUGUGUGUGUGUGUGUGUGUGUGUGUGUGUGUGUGUGUGUGUGUGUGUGUGUACUUGUCCUGUAAGACUUUAAGACUUUUGGUAUGUUGCAAAAUUGUGCAAAACAUAAAAGCCAUGAGGCCAUUAGCCUUAUGGUCAUUCUAGAGGUGCAAAGUACUUUCAAAAUGCAAUGUUGUUGCAUUUGUAUAUUUGUAAGUUUAUGGACAGAAGACCCCUCAUUGAAAGCCCAGAGAAUCAUGAUUAAAUGACUCCCUGGAAAUACUGUUUUUAUUUAUUUAUUGUAAUGAAAUAUUUUGUGCAUUUGCCAAUAGUAAUGAAUGUAAUGCAGUAGUCUUUGUAAAAGUCAGAAGUUGAAAAGAUGCAGUAUGCAAUCCAUUACAGUGACCAGCUGUGUUUUUGCUGCUCCUCUACUUAGUAUUGUGACUUACUUGAUAUAUGGGCUUAUUGGAAAUGGACUAAACUAAAAAUUAAGAAAUUGAAUGUUGUUUUAAAUCUUUAUACUUAUAAAGACCACAGGUUCUUUUCCCUAUUAUCAUCAUAAUGGUACUUUCCUUUGUUCUUAUCUAAAUUUUGAUGGCAAAUGUUUUCAAUUGAAUGUAGCAACAAACAAUGACAUUUUCUUAGUUUGUUGUUAUACUGUGUCUGUCUAAUCAUAAAGGUAUCACUGCUAA
Portunus trituberculatus (swimming crab) is the source of this 4677-nucleotide messenger RNA. Its product is annotated as biorientation of chromosomes in cell division protein 1-like 1. Lineage: Eukaryota; Metazoa; Arthropoda; Malacostraca; Decapoda; Portunidae. The record is from RefSeq and is a predicted model, not a curated record.